Caenorhabditis remanei is the source of this 384-nucleotide messenger RNA. RefSeq lists its product as uncharacterized. Bases 1 to 384 code for a protein of 127 amino acids. Lineage: Eukaryota; Metazoa; Nematoda; Chromadorea; Rhabditida; Rhabditidae. The record is from RefSeq and is a predicted model, not a curated record. The transcript has a single exon.
AUGAACUUACAUCCUCUAUUCUCUAUAGCUCUCUUCUUCUUCAUUACUUCAAUAGAAGCACAUCGAGGAAGAUCCAGAAAGGAUGGAAGACACGAUCACUUCUUAUCCAUUGAGCCCUCCUCUUCCUCUUCUUCUUCGUCUUCUCAUGAUUCCUCUUCUGACGAGGUUGAAUCCACAAGAGGCUCCGGAAAACGAGGACAUCACAAGCCAAGACCUCCAAUAGCACAGGAACCAGUUGAGGAGAAGUGUCCGACGGAUUGGUUGACAUUUGAUAGGCCACAAGGGAAAUGGUGUGUCAAGGUGAGUGAGAAAAACUACCAUCUGAGACGGGUUUUGAAUGAAAGUUGUCAGUGGAGCAAGCGAACUGCACCAAACUUGGUAUGA